Ceraceosorus bombacis is the source of this 524-nucleotide messenger RNA. The record is from the annotation of a GenBank genome assembly. Lineage: Eukaryota; Fungi; Basidiomycota; Exobasidiomycetes; Ceraceosorales; Ceraceosoraceae.
UAGGUAGAAACACGUCGGAGCUCUUCAAGACCUCUCUCUCUACCGAGCCUCUUCACCUUGUCGAGCUCUGCACAAGGCAGGCUUGACUGUGCAAUUGCUCGCUUUGCAGACUUGUGGGUCUCAUUUUCGCGGAGCCCUUCAUUCUCCUUCUCCUUCACUCUGGCUACGAUGCUGGUAGCUAGGGAGGUCUGUAGCGGCUGUCUAUUUACGGACAUCCACAAUGAUCGCAGUGAUGGCACGCAAACGGGAGGGAAGGGCAGCGGAUGUCACAUCAGUCUUUAAAGCGGCCGCGGCGAGCUUUCCCUACGACCGCGCUGGUGUUGCAGGCAAGCAAGAGCGGAGAGCUGUUUGGCCCUAUCCACAGGCCGCGAAGAGGAAUGCUUGCCUCUCGACGUGUAGCAGUGCUUUGACCCUGCAUUUCUUCUCCCACGAUACCAAGCUAACCAUUUGGCUGUUUGCAAAGAUGAUGUUACGAGGCAAUGCACAUAUCCAUGUUGAUCAGCGGCUUUGUGUGGACCCUUAGC